AUAUUAUUGAUCUGUCUUGGUCCCAUGAUGGUAAUCGAUUGGCUUCAACUAGUGUUGAUAACUCAGUGAUUGUAUGGUGUCGUCAAAAACUUCCCAACGGAGGAGGUUAUGCAAAUAACUCGUUUUGUAUACAAGCAACACUGAGAGGUCAUCAAGGUUUUGUUAAAGGCGUUACUUGGGAUCCAGUCGGGCGUUAUUUAGCCAGCCAAGGAGAUGAUUUAACUGUAAAGAUAUGGCGUACUGCAGACUGGCAAGAGGAGGCCACUAUUAGUAAACCAUUUGCCAAG
This is a messenger RNA of Trichobilharzia szidati, 287 nucleotides long. Lineage: Eukaryota; Metazoa; Platyhelminthes; Trematoda; Strigeidida; Schistosomatidae. The record is from the annotation of a GenBank genome assembly.